AUGACGCUUCACCGGUUCGGGAACACGUCGAGCAGCACGGUGUGGUACGAGCUGGCGUACAUCGAAGCCAAGAGCCGGAUGCGGAAGAACGACAAGGUAUGGAUGAUCGCGUUUGGAUCUGGGUUCAAGUGCAACAGUGCCGUCUGGGAGUGCAUCCGACCAGCGGACCAGCCGGACAGAGCAUGGGCCGGGUGCAUACAUCGAUACCCGGCUACGAAUUACCACUCCAGUAUAUAA
Messenger RNA from Triticum turgidum subsp. durum (durum wheat), 237 nucleotides. The record is from the annotation of a GenBank genome assembly. Lineage: Eukaryota; Viridiplantae; Streptophyta; Magnoliopsida; Poales; Poaceae.